UUAUUAGCGGUGUGUGAUCGGACCACAUGCACGAUACAUGUGAACAAAGACCUUCCGCCGAGUCGCCCCUGUUUGCCAGUUCGAUGAGACGGCGAUCGGCCAAGGAUCUCUCAACAAUUCUGAACAUUCAUUAUUUAAGAGUGCGUCCUCGGGGAGACGGUCCACAAAUUGCAAGAAAGUCGCAGAGGAACUUUUGAAAGCUGCGUGGUGCACCAGUUGGGCGACAUACUGAACUGGUGGUACUGACGACUCCUACCAUGUCGUCGUUAACGUUGUUGUUUCUUUUGGUUGCCUGUUUGGUUCUGGUUGGUGGGCAGAAAGGAAAGACUCGAAACUUUCCCAAGAGUCCUUUUCACAGAAGUGGUAAAGUAAGGGGGGUAAUCGCGUCGGACAAAACAUCUGCGGCUCAAAAGAGCCAGCCAUCACAGCAACAGCAUCGAGUUCAACGCCAACAUCGAGCGAAACAUAACAACAACUACAACGCCAACAACAUCAUUAAUGGGCCUCACGGGCAUCAUAGAAAAAUGCCGAAAAACAAAGGGAAAGCUGUUGGAGGUACUUGUCAGGGAAAACAAUACCAGCCCAGAACACACAUCUGUUGCUCAGGUGUUCUGCAACGUCGUCAAGGAAUGCGGCCUGCGUGUUGUAACACUGACGUCUACGACUACGUCUUCGACCUCUGCUGCAACGGAAAGGUCACCAAGCGAACGCUGGCACAACCUGUAUGCUAACGCAAUCUACACCGGACUUUGGCUAACACAAUACCAGAAUUCUGAGCACGGUUUCUUGACUGUAGACACUCAAAGAAUGUCAAAAUGGUGAUUGUUACGCCAGUAUGUCAACAUAUGACAUCGUUGUUGUUUGUUGGAUCGUCUCGUAUUAAAUCUUUGGAUCAUA
Gigantopelta aegis is the source of this 897-nucleotide messenger RNA. RefSeq lists its product as uncharacterized. Bases 258 to 731 code for a protein of 157 amino acids. The record is from RefSeq and is a predicted model, not a curated record. The transcript is spliced from 2 exons. NCBI's taxonomy places the organism in Eukaryota, Metazoa, Mollusca, Gastropoda, Neomphalida, Peltospiridae.